GCAUACCUUAUACACACAGUACCUGAACUUGUUGAGGUUUAUGCCUGCUCCAACAGGACCGCUUCGAACAAUUCUUCCUCGCCAUUGAAGUACGCCGGUGUAUCCUGUUCGUGUAUCCCUGACAUUACUAUCGACCAGGCACUUUUGCAUACUACGAUGUCAGGCGUGUGCUGAGGGGCUUACCUGCUCAAAAGUCGACUGAGAGACAACUCGCGGACAGCCGGAUAAAUGUCGAGCAGCAGCGGGGACAGCAAUAUUUUCACCACCGUCCUGUCCGGCGAAGGCGGCUCCAAAUGGCAAAUCGUCAUAGCUCUUCUUGCGAGCAGUGUGGGGUUCGUAGUCGCUAUAGUGAACUCGGCUUUCGCGUAUUUCCGUGACAAGAAGCAAAUGGAGGAGCUGGCAGCGCAGGAGCGCCGCUUUGAGGCGUUCAAGAAAGAGCUGGAGGACAAGCAGCGGAGGCUGGUGCGCUACGAGAAUGUACAAGAGCUGAUGAAACAAUACAAGAAGCCGCUGCUCCAAUCGGCCUUCGACUUGCAAUCCCGACUGGCCAACCAGGUUCGGUCCAACUUUCUAUGUAAGUUCGCCAACCAGGGCGAUCGCGACAAGGAGUAUGCGCGCCUGAACAUGGCAUUCGUGAUUGCGGAGUUCCUGGGUUGGCUGGAGGUGAUUCGCCAGGAGAUUGUGUUCAUCGUGGGUGAGGGAACCGCCAACCUCAACAUGAUCAUCGACGCCAUCAAGUUCCAGUUCACGGGCGACACGCCGUGCCAGGGCAAGAGCAAUGAACCCAAGGAGGCGGAUGAGCACUGGCAAGUCCUGCAGCUGUACGCCGGCGAGCUGCGCGCCAUCGGCGAGGUAAUGUUGACGGAGCGGGCGGAUGACGACGACAACACUGGCUCCAACCUAGCAGUCAUUGGGUAUGCGGAGUUUCAACGGCGCUGCAACGCGACGGAGCCGGAGGACGGCGCGCUGCCCAUCGAGGUGGCGGAGUGGAAGUCAUCCAAGGCCCGGCUGCAGCAGGAGACGCUCAAGCCGCUGAUGCACUGGAUCGACAAGCUCAUGGAGCUGGACGACAAGUCAACGCCCACAAAGCGCAUGACCAUGCUGCAGGUGCUGCUGUGCAAGCUGAUCGACGUGCUGGACAAUGCGGUGCCGUACGAGGUGGGGCCCGAGUACGACCUGGAGAACAACGAGGAGCCGCGCUACAUCACCCGUGACUUCCGGCUGACGCCGCUGGUGGGCCGGCUCACGAAGAAGCAGCUGGAGUGGCUUGCGGACCAGCGCUUCAUGGUGGGGGCGUACCGCCUAGUGGACUGGCAGUUCCACUCGGACUGGUGGAACACGCUGUGCGAAGGCCGCGAGCAGGCGGAGCGCACCAUGUACGAGAAAGUGGCGUUCCCGGGCUUCCGUGAGGACCUGCGCACGGAGAGGGACGGGUCACAGAGGUCGCAGGAGUCCCGUGAGAAAGCGCUGGGCAAAGAUGGAUGGCCUGGUGCCUGCCCGCCGAAGAGCCCACGUGUCCGUGACACAUGGUGGUGGGCCGCGCUGUCCCACGAGGCACACAAGGCCUACAUGCAGGAGCUGUAUGCGAAGGGCCGCCGGCCGCCGCCGCAGCACAUGGGGGGCGGCCUGUACAAGUCACUGUCCCUGACGCGCGGUAACCCGGCUGCCGCACCGGACGCGCGCGAGACCAGCGGCUACUGGCCAUUCAGCAUCCUGCGCAAGCGCAAGGGCGGCGGCGCUGCGGACGGGCACGCCAACAACAAGGUCAGCCCGGUUCCGGCCCCCGAGUAUGACCCGCGGCCCGCCAUCCUCACCACGCCGUCAGUGCACCAGCUUCGGUGGGCGCCAUCCGCCGCGGCCUCGCCCACACCCUCGGUUCACUUCGCUGGCGCGUCCGGACGCGGCAACGACGCCAUACAGCCCAUGGGCAGCAACCCGCGCACCAACGCGGGCUUGUAAGCACCAGCAGUGCAGUAGGUGUAUGUGCUCGGAAGAAGCGUUGGACAUAAGGGCAUGUUUGAGUGCACGUUUGAGUGAGCGAUUGGUACAGUAUACUGACUGGACGUAUUCAUGAAUUAUGCACAUCAUCAUCACACGCAUGUGCACGUGUGACUAAGACGGGAAUACGCCAGGAGCACUGAAGAUUGAGCGUAGCAAAAGCGUGGGCUGCUACCGUGAUGGACGUAGCGGACGUCGGGAACCAGGCGGCAAAGUGAGGGCAAGGCCCACGGCGUCAUGUGAUGCAGAGCAUUUGGGCACUGGCCAACGCAAUUACCAUGGGUGCCGUAUGGUGUGCUUGUACACCCUAUUUGACAUGAGUAUGCAAGGCUGGGUGACUGACAGUGGCGGGGCACCUGCCACCUGGCGCCAAUUGUUUGCGGUGGAUUACAGCUGUGAUGAUGAGGAAGCUGGUACCUCGGACCUAAAGGAGAGGCUGGAGAGCAC
This is a messenger RNA of Chlamydomonas reinhardtii, 2445 nucleotides long. RefSeq lists its product as uncharacterized. NCBI's taxonomy places the organism in Eukaryota, Viridiplantae, Chlorophyta, Chlorophyceae, Chlamydomonadales, Chlamydomonadaceae. The record is from RefSeq and is a predicted model, not a curated record. The transcript has 14 exons. Bases 229 to 1959 code for a protein of 576 amino acids.